AUGAGCGAAGACGAUUGGAAAAAAAAUUUGAACAUACCUAAGAAGGAUACCAGGCCUCAGACAGAUGAUGUUUUGAAUACUAAGGGGAAUACGUUUGAGGAUUUUUACUUAAAGCGAGAAUUGUUGAUGGGUAUCUUUGAAGCUGGAUUUGAGAAACCAUCUCCGAUUCAGGAAGAGGCGAUUCCAAUUGCGUUAACGAGGAGGGAUAUUUUGGCGAGGGCCAAGAAUGGUACUGGUAAGACGGCUGCGUUUGUUAUUCCUACUUUGGAGAUUGUGAAGCCUAAGGUGAACAAGAUUCAGGCGUUGAUAAUGGUUCCGACAAGGGAAUUGGCGUUGCAAACGUCGCAGGUGGUGAGGACACUUGGGAAGCAUUGUGGGCUUUCAUGUAUGGUUACCACGGGCGGUACGAACUUGAGGGAUGAUAUUAUGAGGUUAAACGAGCCGGUACACGUUCUUGUUGGUACUCCAGGUAGGGUAUUGGAUUUAGCGUCUAGGAAGGUUGCGGAUCUAAGCGAGUGUUCUCUUUUUAUUAUGGAUGAGGCAGACAAGAUGUUAAGUCGUGAUUUUAAGUCUUUAAUUGAACAGAUUUUGUCGUUUCUACCUUCCAGUCACCAGUCUCUCUUGUUUAGUGCCACGUUUCCGCUUACAGUGAAGGAAUUUAUGGUGAAGCAUUUGAAUAAACCUUACGAGAUCAAUCUAAUGGACGAGUUAACUUUGAAGGGUAUUACGCAGUAUUAUGCAUUUGUAGAAGAAAGGCAAAAACUGCAUUGUUUGAACACUUUGUUUAGCAAAUUGCAGAUCAAUCAGGCUAUUAUCUUUUGUAAUUCUACGAAUAGGGUGGAGCUAUUAGCGAAGAAAAUUACGGAUCUCGGUUACUCAUGUUAUUACUCUCAUGCAAGAAUGAAACAACAAGAAAGGAACAAAGUCUUCCAUGAAUUCCGUCAAGGAAAAGUUCGUACUUUAGUUUGUUCGGACUUAUUAACUCGUGGUAUCGACAUCCAAGCUGUCAAUGUUGUUAUCAAUUUUGAUUUCCCAAAAACCGCCGAGACUUACUUACAUCGUAUUGGUAGAUCCGGGAGAUUUGGUCACUUGGGUUUAGCCAUUAAUUUAAUUAACUGGAAUGAUCGUUUCAAUCUAUACAAGAUUGAACAGGAAUUGGGAACGGAGAUUGCAUCAAUUCCUACGCAAAUUGAUAAGGCGUUGUAUGUUGCAGAUGAUACCACUGCUGUACCACUGCCUUUCCCUCUAGAUACAGUACAAGGUGCAAGUGAGCAGCAUCUACAACGGACUCUUCCUCUACAUAACCCAGCACAAGUUAAUGGGAUACCCCAACAGCAGUUGCCUUCGCAGAUACAACAACAACCAUUCAACCCAGCUUUUCAACAGGCCCAACCGCCUCAGCAGCUAUUUCCAACUCAGAUAUAUCAGCAAGGUGUUCAACCUCAGCAAUUUGCUCAAAUGCCACAAUAUUGA
Molecule: messenger RNA, 1473 nt
Organism: Eremothecium cymbalariae DBVPG#7215
Lineage: Eukaryota; Fungi; Ascomycota; Saccharomycetes; Saccharomycetales; Saccharomycetaceae
Gene: DHH1
Product: DExD/H-box ATP-dependent RNA helicase DHH1
Exons: 1
Coding region: 1-1473 (490 amino acids)
Biological process (GO): P-body assembly; cytoplasmic stress granule assembly
Cellular component (GO): cytoplasmic stress granule; P-body
Molecular function (GO): RNA helicase activity; ATP binding; mRNA binding
Source: RefSeq, a predicted model, not a curated record